AUGGACGAUGAUGACGACAUAAUAGUGAUAGAUGAGAGCAUAUGUUCACCUCCGUCACCCAUGCGAAGAAGCGCGCCACUCAGGGAAAUCGAAAUUUUAGAUGAACCGGGACCGAGUACUUCAGGUGGUAUACCGGACAAGAACAUCAGACUUCCAUCCAGUGAGUAUUCUAAUUUCAACAAACUCUUGGAGUUAGAGCAGCUGAUUGCUAGAGCCAAAGCAAACUCAAUAAGCCGAUCACCUAAAGUAAGCUUGACUGAAAAUGACAAUGAUGAUAUCGCUGUCAUGCUGCAGGAGAAUAUUCCUGUCGAUGAUGUGUUAGCCUUGCAAGAGGAAGCUGUUCCCCUAGCGGAAGAACCUGAGGUCCCAGUAAAGAAGAAGAGGAGGAAGGAGCCAUCUGAGGCCAAGUUGCAAAAGGAGGUUAGGGGGAAUGACAUUAACCAUGCUCGACUAUGUAUUAAUCUUGACGCAGUCGUUAUAUUUCACUACUUUUCUUUUUUCAGCUGUUAAUC
This is a messenger RNA of Cylicostephanus goldi, 512 nucleotides long. The record is from the annotation of a GenBank genome assembly. NCBI's taxonomy places the organism in Eukaryota, Metazoa, Nematoda, Chromadorea, Rhabditida, Strongylidae.